CCGGUUUCUUCCAUCAACACGAAGGAACUGCGUUGCUGUUAUUUGUUUUGAACGCGUGACGACAAAAUGGCCUAAUUUGGCGGUUGUUUUUUUAUUUUUUUAUAUAUAUAUACACCCUGCAGGGGGGUGGGGAGGUGUUUGUGUUGGAUACCACCGGCACGUUUGUUCCAUUUUAACGACGAGCCAAGAGGACUUCCGCCGCGAGAACCGUUUCGACGCCGGCGAAUGUCAGCUGUGUUGUGGAUGUGAGACGACGAGUGACUUUGGGUGGUUUUGGCAGCUGGCCGUAAAGAAGACCCGCCUGCCCCCCCCCCCCCACCACCAGCGAGUCCUUAUGCUUGAGAGACGCCGCAGCCUGUGUCUUCCAGAAUGGAUGAUGUGGACUUAAAGACAUUUGUGUACCAACAUCAGCACUUUGUGUUCUGCUGCGGUGCUCAAACAUUCGACAGGAGAACACCUCCCAUCCACCACCUCCGAUCUCUGCACCAUGUGUGUAAAGGCUGACUUCAAACACCAAGGAAAGGACAUUUGAGACCUUCUUUUUCGUCUUUUUUUUUUUUUUUUUUACUUUAAGGUCCCAGGUACUGCACAUCCGAGCCUACAGCCCCAAUGGAAGUCUCCUUACUCUAGUUUUUCACAUCUAGUCCCCCCUGUACUCUUGUGUGGGAUGUCGGAAAAGCCUGAUGACAAAAUGGUGAAGUUCCUGGCCCCCCCUGCGAAGAGUGGAAACGGUCCCAGUUCCGGGUCGGACUCUAUGGUUAACGAAUCCCGGCCGGCGGAAGUGAGACGGCGGCAUCACACCAUGGAGCGCGACCGCUGCAACCCCGAGCACCGCUUCUUCCGCCGCAGCGUCAUCAGUGACUCCAAUGCCACCGCGUUGGCCCUCCCUCUCCCCAGCAGGAUCCCCAUACCCGCCGCCGCCGUCCAGCGCAUUCAACCGCGCGACGCCGCGCCGCAGCGGCAACCGGCCACCCCCGUACGCUCACCGCAGGCGGAACCCAACCUGGUCCGUAAAGACGAGUCCGCCCAGUCGCUAGAAGGUGUUGAGCGGAAAGACCCCGAAAUCGCCAAGGCCGACGCGGUGCCCCUCGAGCAGGUGUCCGCCGUCAUACAGGAAGUCUGCGACGCCGAGGCGGCGGUGCUGGGGACCCACUCGCCGCCAGACCUGAGUCACAUCGAGUCGGCCGAGGCAAAGGUGCCGCAAGAGGGGGAGGAAGAGGACAAGGACGCCGCCAAAGCUCGCGCCGAGGCGGAACAGAGGGAAGCGGAGAAAAAAGUGCAGGAGGACAUCGAGGAAGCCGAGACGAAAGCGGUGGGGACCUCGCCGGACGGACGCUUCCUGAAGUUUGACAUUGAAAUCGGGCGUGGAUCUUUUAAGACGGUCUACAAGGGUCUGGACACGGAAACCACGGUGGAGGUGGCGUGGUGCGAGUUACAGGACCGCAAGCUGUCAAAGACGGAGCGGCAGCGCUUCAAGGAGGAAGCGGGGAUGUUAAAGGGACUGCAACAUCCCAACAUUGUCCGCUUUUACGACUCCUGGGAGGGACCUUCCAAGGGGAAGAAGUGCAUUGUUCUGGUCACUGAACUCAUGACUUCUGGCACACUCAAAACAUAUCUAAAGAGGUUCAAGGUGAUGAAAAUUAAAGUGCUGCGGAGCUGGUGUAGACAGAUCCUCAAGGGACUCCACUUUCUUCACACUCGUGCCCCUCCAAUCAUCCACCGGGACCUGAAAUGCGACAACAUUUUCAUCACAGGCCCGACAGGAUCCGUAAAGAUUGGAGACCUGGGGCUGGCCACACUGAAGCGUGCGUCCUUUGCCAAGAGUGUCAUAGGUACCCCUGAGUUCAUGGCGCCUGAGAUGUAUGAGGAGAAGUACGACGAGUCAGUGGAUGUGUAUGCCUUUGGAAUGUGCAUGCUGGAGAUGGCCACCUCCGAGUACCCUUACUCAGAGUGCCAGAAUGCUGCACAGAUCUACCGCAGAGUGACCAGCGGGGUGAAGCCGGGCAGCUUCGACAAAGUGGCCAUCCCUGAGGUGAAGGAGAUCAUCGAAGGAUGCAUCCGCCAGAACAAGGAUGAGAGGUACUCAAUCAAGGACCUCCUCAACCACGCCUUCUUUCAGGAAGACACAGGUGUGCGCGUGGAGUUGGCUGAAGAAGACGACGGAGAGAUGGAAGCCAUCAAGUUGUGGCUGAGAAUCGAGGACAUCAAAAAGCUAAAGGGAAAAUACAAAGACAACGAAGCCAUUGAGUUCUCCUUUGACCUGAACAAAGAUGUCCCGGAUGAUGUCGCUCAGGAAAUGGUGGAGUCCGGGUAUGUGUGCGAUGGAGACCACAAGACAAUCGCCAAGGCCAUCAAGGACCGAGUCUCUCUUAUCAGUCGCAAGAGAGCUCAGCGGCAGCAGGUCAGAGAAGACCAGGAGAAGAGAAGAAUUGAAGAAGAACAACAACAGGGUCCGUUACAAACAGCACAGCAGCCAAGCCACCAGUCCAGCAAGGAGGCGCCUCCGUCCCAGUCAGUUCCACAGCCCGCCGCCUAUGUUCCUCCCCCACAAGCCAACCAACACAACGCACCUAUGUCAGCUCAGCCGGGAUCUCAGCAAAGCCUCCCGACCGCCACCUACAACACUUCUCAAUCAGCCCAACCCGCCGGCUUGACCCAAGGGGUCUCCUACGUCCCUCAGUCCGCCGGGCAAGCCCCGGUUCAGAGUCAUACUUUGGCUCCCAUUCAGCCCGAAUCUGAGGAUUCUGAGGCUGACCAACACCAGCAGCCACAGCACACUGGCGGAGCCUCUCACUUGGGAGACAGAGCAUCUGGUCCGUCUGUCCUCGCUGAAACUCAGCCUGGAAUGUCCUACAGCGCCCCUCCCAGUCAGCAGCUUCAGCCCCAAGUGUCAUGCCCUCAGACACAAAAUGACCAAAUGCCACUGCAGCAUGUGUCAGUGGUUCAAGCUCAGAUGCCAGGUGUCCAGGCUGAACUCGUGCCCACUCUCCCCAGCAGCCAGUCUGUUCCAGUGGCACCACAGCAGUAUGGAGUAUACUACCAAGCAUCACUUCCCCCUAAGAUUCCCACCCAGCAGGGGAUGAUACCUCCAUCCUCUCAGUCGUCCCCUCCUCCAGCACAGCAACAGCAGCCAGAGAACCACAUUGGCCAUCAGAGCGCGUCUCUCCCACAGGUUCAAGCCGGAAGCCAUCCGUUGCAGGCGUCUGCAAGUCUUCCUCAGUCAACUGUUGAGCAGCCAGCAGCGUCCUCUUCUCUCGUGCCUCCGUCUGUAGAAAGCUGCCUGUCAGACGCAGCGUCGGGUCUGAGCGACGGCAACGAGGGCAGCUCGACGUCGGGAGGCCGCCACGAGGGCCGUUCCCUGAAGCGGCACCAACGCCGCUCCGUCCGCAGCCGCUCUCGUCAUGACAAGUGUGCCAAGGCCAAACUUAACGUUCUCAGUAUCUCUAAUGCUGGCGACCGAGUAGCAGAAUGCCAGCUGGAAACGCACAACAGGAAAAUGGUGACGUUCAGAUUUGACCUGGAUGGCGACAAUCCAGAGGAGAUUGCACAGAUAAUGGUUGAAAGUGAGUUCAUCCUGGAGAGUGAGCGGGACUCCUUCGUCGAGCAGGUCCGUGAAGUCAUCGAAAUGGCGGAUGAGAAAGGAGAGGGCAUGAAGGAAGCCUUUCCCCAGAUGAGCGAGCUUCAACAACAGCCAGAGUUGUCGGUCCCCAUGCUGCCAGGGAUCUCUCCCAGCACAGCAGCCCAGGUGGUGCACUCAGCUGGCCGCAGGUUCAUUGUGAGUCCAGUGCCCGAGUCCCGUCUGAGGGAGCAGUUUUUUGGCCCGCCCUCUGCUAAUACGUCUGUUGGCGACGAGCCUGCCUCAGGAGCCUCGAUGACAUUGGGCCUUUCUCUGUCCGCUCCACCUGGGAUCCUGCAGCAAGCUUUUAACAAAAUGAGGUCGGAUCACGCCGAACAAGGCAGUGCCAAAAUUGAUCCUACGAGUGCCGAUCAAGACACCGGCACGGUCUCGUCCAAUGAGGCCGGACCUGUUCCAAACACACAGAGUGCUGUGGCCCCUCCUGAAGCGGUGCCCUCCACCACUAGUUCUAAUUUCCCAGCUGUCAUCUCCACUGCGCCUCAGCCACCUCCCGCUAACGGGAGGCUUUCUCCCCCACCAGCUGUGUCAUCUCAGUCCCAAACCCCAGCUCCUGUCAGCAGUGAUCCCACUCCACCGAGGCAUUCUUCCCACGAAACCACCCUGUCACAGAUCGCCUCCCCUGCUGCUCUCCCCGCCUCCUCCACCUCCGUCCCCAUAGCACCCGCACCACAGUUGAGCGGGACUCCGGGCUCGGCCCCGGUUUCCGAGCCCCAAACCUUUAGCGCUGCUACAUCUUCUCAAUCCAUGACUUCAUCCACCCACGCAUCCCAGCACACAACCCCACAGGGUCAGAACCAAGCCCAGUCAGGAGAGGCGGAAGGAUCGGAUUUUCAGACCAAAACUGCAGGCAGAGAUGACAUCCAAGCCCUUGACAAGAAGCUCCGAUCACUCUUUAAAGACCAGAGCGGAGCGUCCUCUGCGUCAAUGGAUCCUGGCCAGAACACUGGGACCUCCUCGCCUCCCACUGGGACUUCUUCUCCUCCACCUGGACUUGCUCUGGUCCCUCCCUCCAACCUCCCGCUCACAUCCGGGGUGCAGGGUGUCACGCCACUGUCUACGACCACGCCAGGACAGGGGUUAACACCCGCAGGCCACGCUCAAACCCCUCCAACCAAGCCGAGGGCACAGACUUUACCUACUGGUUUUGACCAAGCUGCUACUGUGCCCUCUGACACUUUACCCCCAUUCCCUGGACCAAACCAGUCUCAGCAACCUCUGGGCAAUUUAAAUGCCCCGUUGAGGAGUGCUCUGAGCCCGGAGACGGUUCUGACUGGCAACAAAGUCCAGCCUCCAGCUGCCGGUUUCACUCUCGGCCGUUUCCAAGUGUCCGUUGCUACCGAGGGGGCGUCCAGCGGCGUUCCAGAUCCGGCCAACAUUGCCUCCUCUUCCUCCAUCACGCCCUCUUCUACCUCCUCCUCCUCCUCUUCUCGCUCCUCUUCCUCCUCCCCGUCAAGCCCCGAAAGCACCAUCCACCGCCUGUCCACUCUGCCCGCCAAGCUGUGCGAAACAGACAACAGGAACGCAGCCGGUCAGCCACCCACCAUAGCGAUAGGUCGCUUCCAGGUGUCCACCAGCGCCAAUGCUACGCCAAGACAAGCGCCCGCCUCCAAAGUGGGACGCUUUUCAGUCACAGUGACAUCAACUGAAGGCUCAAGCCCCACACACGGUUCCAGUGUGCCAAACGGGCCCUCAGCCAGUGACCCUCACGACGCACACACCCCCUACAGCAGCGACAACGAAGACGAAUCGAUGGACGAAGCUCUGAAGAAACAAAUCGGUCAUCUCAAAGAAAUACACAUGCUGGAGAUUCAGGCUCUGCUGUCCCGUCAAAAAGAGGAAAUUGAAGCGGCCUACACCCAGCACAGGAAAAAAGCUUCACCUUCUGCCCAUUCUUUCGCCGUGGCUAUGGCCGGGGGUCGACGUAGGCUUAAGAGCAAAAGCCACAAGUCUCCCCGCAGCAGUGGACAACCCAGCCCCGUCUGCUCCGGAUGUCCCCCCUCAGCUCACAGUCCCACCGGUUCCAAGCAUCCCCUGAAACAAUGCACACCACCCACGGCAAUAGUGGCCCCCCAGGCAGGAGUGGGGUCCCCUGUACAAACGCUCAGACCCUCUCCAUCCUUGCCCAGUCUCAGCAGCGCUUGCUCCACAGUAGCGAGCGGGACCUCGUCCACAAACGGCUCGGGACCCUACCAGAACCACUCGGCGUCCCUGACUCAAGCCAGCGGACUCGCCUCCGCCGCCUCUCAGGCGCAGAAGUCCAAGGGCAUGUUUACCGACGACCUGCACCAGCAGCUGGACAAAUUUGCCAAAGACGCCAAGAGGGGCCCCAAAACGGGGGCACAAUCCGCUCUGGGACAUGAUAUCACCCCCCCCGCCAACAUGGGCCGCAAGUUCUCCGCCCCCGGCUACCUCUGCCCGCCGCUCCCCGCCACCACCUGCACCACCUGCUGCACCACCACCACCACCACGGCGCACCCCGCCUCCGGCCCCCGCAAGGGCUCCCUGGGCCCGGUGGGCCAGGGGUUCGGCUACGCCGCCGCCGCCGCCGCCUCCUACGUCGCCCCUCAGUGGGCGGGGCCCACCGCCAGCUGCCAGGUAGGCCUGCUCAACCCCGGCCCGCCGCUCACGCAGUACCAGCCGGUGCACCCGGGGUACCACCUGGGGACCGCGCAGGCCGCCCAGAAGUCCGUCAACCCGGGGGGAUCCAACCUGAGGCCCACGUAGCCCAGACCCACACGGGGGGCGGGAGGGGGGGAGGAAGGAAGGAAGGAAGCACACACACACACCCUUUUUAACUUUGAUUUCAUCUUUAUUAUCAUUUCCCACGCGUCGUCCUGCGCGCCUCAGGGCAGGCGUGAAGUCCGAGGGGAGCGUGCAAUACACACUUUGUUGCCACAGGGUCCUCAUUCCACGCCGGGAGUCACAUGGUGUCGGAGGAAGUGUGCCGGGAGAGAAGGAAUACUCGUACGUUGAGAGGAAUGCAAUAAUUGAGAGAGAACUAACCGCCCCCCCCUACCCCCUUUUUUUUUUGUAGCUGUGGCCUUAUUCCCUGUACAUACAUAUUUAUGUCACUCUGGACUGCCUGGUGUUGAGCACCAUUAAAGGGGGGGGGGGCGGCGUCUUUAAAGGAGGACGGGGCUUUUAAACAGGAUGGGGUCCGAGCCCCAGCGGUGGGACGAGGAAGACGACGUCUCCGUGCCAAGCUGUGAUUUCCCAGGCGUUCCACGGGGUUCUUUCCCCCCAAAACAUGCACACGCUUCAGAUCUGGCCUCUGAUUGGACGUCCACCCCCCCCUCCCCCCCUUCCGUCACAUUAGUGGGAUCCUCCUUCUCCUUUUUUUUUUUUUUUGUCGUUGUUUUUGUACGCAUCUAUUUAAUAAAGAAAAAGAAAGUUCUUUAGGGACCUGUACUCAGCCAUCAGAUGUUGAUGUUGUCUCACUGUAAUUCCUAUUAAAGGUUGUUAAACAACACGUAGUUCAAAGGAGUUUGGAGAAAAAAAAAAAAAAAAAGUGCAAUUGCAGGGUGGCGGUCUGUACUCUUUCUUCUUCACUCGCUUGUGCGUAGUUUUGACGUGACGAGCUCUCUUUUUCUUCGUCGUCUCCUCGGAACACUCGAGUGCCUCGCAUCCUCUACCGCCCCGUCACAAUGUGAACAAGUACGCACCUCCUUCCCUUCUCACGCGGCCACGCCACGGAUGGGACGGCGCCCGGUUUGGAUGACCAGUUUUAAAAAAAAACAA
This is a messenger RNA of Nerophis ophidion (straightnose pipefish), 7375 nucleotides long. Its product is annotated as serine/threonine-protein kinase WNK1-like. Gene Ontology annotation, cellular component: cytosol; cytoplasm. Gene Ontology annotation, molecular function: potassium channel inhibitor activity; ATP binding; chloride channel inhibitor activity. Gene Ontology annotation, biological process: positive regulation of potassium ion import across plasma membrane; protein phosphorylation; negative regulation of sodium ion transport. The transcript has 28 exons. The coding region runs from base 668 to 6361 and encodes 1897 amino acids. Lineage: Eukaryota; Metazoa; Chordata; Actinopteri; Syngnathiformes; Syngnathidae. The record is from RefSeq and is a predicted model, not a curated record.